Messenger RNA from Apaloderma vittatum (bar-tailed trogon), 2018 nucleotides. RefSeq names its product ankyrin repeat domain 10 (gene ANKRD10). The annotation marks the transcript as partial. The transcript is spliced from 3 exons. Lineage: Eukaryota; Metazoa; Chordata; Aves; Trogoniformes; Trogonidae. The record is from RefSeq and is a predicted model, not a curated record.
UUUCUUUGUAUUGUACAGCUUGAGAAAUGCCAGUGGCCUGACAGCAGCAGACCUUGCACAUACCCAGGGCUUCCAAGAAUGUGCCCAGUUUCUCUUGAACCUCCAGAACUGUCACCUGAAUCGUUUCUAUAGCAAUGGCACCUUAAAUGGGGUUCAUCAGAAUGCAGGUCCCAACCCAUUCAGUGGUGGGACAAGUCGAAAGAGAUCUUUUGAAGAUACGGAGUCUGCUGGAGUAAAGAAGGCUAGAACGGAAGCUUACAGCUUUGAUGGCUUAAUACCGAUGAUGAAUGGAGGCGCUGAGGACGAUGCUGACAAUAUGCACGUUGAUAGAGAGUUUGCGGUUGUAUCAGAUCUGAAUAGCAGUAGCUCCAUACUGAAUGCACUGACAAAUGGAUGUGCCGUCAAUGGACGUUUGGAUUUCGCCACCGCACAGCAGCUCAGCGAGAUGGAUGCCAGGCGUGAGGAGUGUUUGACAUUGACGCCUAAUGGAAUAAUGCCUGGAAUAACUUCUCCCAGCAGGCAUCGGGUUCACACCAGUAACGGCGCUGAAGAACCGGAAAAAGCCAUGAAUAAUUCCACCGAUAUGUGUGGGUCUCUGCACCUGAACGGAAGCCCGAGCAGCUGCGUUUCUAACCGGCCGUCGUGGGUGGAAGACCCUGGCGAUACUUUGCACUAUGGACACUAUCAUGGUUUUGGGGAUACGGCUGAAAGCAUCCCCGAACUUAGUAGUGUCGUUGAGCAUUCCAAUUCUGUCAAGGUCGAACAGAGAUACGACAAUACUGUCCUAGGUACAAUGUAUCUGUAUCACGGUUCCUAGACGAAUGACCUUUAUAUCAAACGCAGAUUGAAAUGGCUACCAAAUGAAACUGGGGGGUACAGAAUCCUCACAUAGCAUUAAAUUUGGAGAUUGCAACUUAUUGCUAUUUUUACACUUUGUUUAUAUGAAAAGUCAACCUUUAAUUUGACAGCCUUAUACAAUAGUUGUAGUUUGUUGCAUGUAUGGGGCUUAUUUAGUGAUAAAAUAGGUGCUGUUAUGAUGGAAUGUUUAUCAUUUUCAUUUUUUUAUUAUGGAAUGUUCUGGUUUUGUAUUUUUUUAUUUCUAAGCUUGUGAACACUAUCCCUUUUUAGAGCUGUUUUCCCUUUUACUAAAACGAUGUUUAACGGAAUUUUGUGAAGAAAACGUUACGUGUGCGCAUCACUUAGGAGUAACGAUUUUACUUUCCAUAUCUUCUGCUGAAGCUAUGGUAGCAAUAUCAAUGCCAGCUAUCACUAUGCAAGGUUGAAAGUGGCAAUCUUCUGGAGCUUCUCUGACUUUCUAGUUUGUACGUUUCUUUGGUAUAAUUAGAUGUUCAUCUUUAGAUUUUUUGAACCAGUUGUUUCAAAACACGGAGACGGAGUCGGAAGAGUUACCGUUUCACUUUUCUGUAGCGUAGAAGUGCUUUUUUGUUGUCGUUGGGCUCUUUGCAUUAUUGAGUGGGAAAGUGGGCUGCCUUCGUUCGGUCGCAGUGGGGUGUGCCUUGGGUUAGCUCUGAAUUUGUGGUGGUUUCCAUUGGCUUCUCUCCUUUAUAUGUACGCUUGAUAUUUUACCAUAGCUCACAGACCGGAGGCAUGUCGGCGCUGUUUCUGCUUUGUACGCGGUUUUGCUGUUACUUGUUAUAGAAUUUGCCGAGUCAAAAUAUUUGAGUUUGACUGUCUUGGAUAUACAUUUAUUGUCUAGGUUUUUUUCAACAUAUGCUUUGAAAAUGUAAUGUUGUGUACUCUUUGGUCUAUGCUCACGGAGAAUACAUUGUAUUUAAAGCUUAAUACACAAAUCAGAAUUCAUAUAAGUGCACUAUAUGAGCACUAAUAAUAUAAGUUGCUGCUUUGUGUUAUGAUAAGUGAAGAGUGGGGAAGAAUACGGUAAAUGAGAUAAGCCUUCUGAAUUGUGUUGAUCUUUCUGUUCUUGUUUUGUUUAAAAAGGGACCUUUACAAAUUGGAUUUAAAAAGAUAAUAAACAGACAUAUUACAUUGUAUCUGAA